This is a messenger RNA of Homarus americanus (American lobster), 3329 nucleotides long. RefSeq lists its product as uncharacterized. Gene Ontology annotation, cellular component: neuron projection; synapse; membrane. NCBI's taxonomy places the organism in Eukaryota, Metazoa, Arthropoda, Malacostraca, Decapoda, Nephropidae. The transcript has 7 exons. The record is from RefSeq and is a predicted model, not a curated record. Gene Ontology annotation, molecular function: protein binding; extracellular ligand-gated monoatomic ion channel activity; neurotransmitter receptor activity. Bases 46 to 2544 code for a protein of 832 amino acids. Gene Ontology annotation, biological process: monoatomic ion transmembrane transport; chemical synaptic transmission; regulation of membrane potential.
GACAGAGUGGGUGAUGAGGUGAAGGUGUUUGGACUGCAGGCGGACAUGUGGCAGCCUUCAAGGAAUGAUAUCUUCGUCCGCUUUAACCUCACCAAAAAAGGCUUUGCAGACACCAGGGACCUGAGCCUCUGCUACCGUGCUAAGGCCUCUAGUCUGGAGCACAUCGAGGCGUAUAUCUCCUUCGCCGUAUCAAGCGACAAUGUUGACUCCCUAGUUAUAAUGCGCAUUGGCUCCAAACUUGACGUGUACAUCCACGACGUGGGACAACCUGGCUUGACGGACUUCCACACGGACCUGGUACUUCACCGCUGGGAGCACCAUUGCCACAUUUUCUCCCAAGGCUUCUACCGAGCCUUCGUUAACGGCGAGGAGAAAGCGAGUGGACCUCUCAUAUCUGAGGACGGUUUGUUACCCCUCAACAGCACCCUUUGUUUCGGUAUGGAACAAGACGCCGUUGGGGGAGGCUUCGACAGGACGCAGAUCUUCCGCGGGCACAUGGCGCAAGUUAACAUCUGGAACAAGAAAAUUAGCGACACGGAAAUACAGGACAUUGCCUCUUGUAGGAUCUAUGGCGAAGGGAAUGUUUUCUCCUCAGACGUAGAUGUCUUGGAGGAAGUAGGAACAACUCUCGAUAUAGUGCCUCUUGCUGAACUCUGUGUUCCCGAAAGUGAUUUUGUUGUCUUACCGAUGAUGUUUGAUAUAUACGAAGCAAGAAUGGAGUGCUACAGAAUGGGCUAUGCUCUUUUUGCUCCCGAGUCUCCGAGGAAGAAUAAAGACUUAUACAAUACCUCCCUACAGUUCCUGGACUCCUGUACGAACACCUACCACAUGUGGAUUGGAAUAGAUGACGAACAAGAAGAAGGAGUUUGGCAAAAGGCUUCUGACAACUCAGUCUUGACGGAUUUAUCGUUCGAAUCUGGUCAGCCUGAUGGAUUGACCAUUCAAAACUGUGUAUAUAUGUCUGUGUUUACUGGUUUGUGGAGCGACGAAGCAUGUGGACUCGGCAUCCUGUCGUGUAUCUCCUGCACGAAGAGGCAGAAUCCUCCUCUGAGGCUUAGAGGCAUGUGCUUCAGGACGGAGGCUGAGAGUUCUUUUGAAAUCCUUGGAUAUAUCAGCGGUAGGCCGUUCUUUCAUGGCUUCUACGGAUUAAUGAUGUACAUGACGGACCCGGGAUCAUGGGUAUUAUUUGACACAAAAAACAAUGAAACAUUAGCCAGUUUGGUACUGACUUCAGUGAGUGACUAUCCAGUAGGUCGAAAAGUUUGGAUAGUCAACAACCCUGUGUGUGACCUCCCCCAAAAUUCUAAAUUCGAGCUCAGCCUCUCGCCCUGCCACAAAUCAGAGUAUACGUGUGCUAAUGGAGACUGUAUUACCAAAGAACAACGCUGUAAUUCCCAAGACGACUGCGCUGAUCUCUCCGACGAGAACGGGUGCCACCUUGUGAUGAGGCCGGAAAGCUACCGUGUCGAGAGACCACCGGACUCCCUGGUAGAAGGAAGACCCGUGGAACUUAAGUCCUUGGUUCAAAUUCUACGGUUCACAGACAUUAAUGACAUCAAGAGAAUCGUCAGCGUAGAACUUAACCUGAUGAUUAUCUGGAAGGACACUCGGCUAAAGUACCUCAACCUGAAGAACACGAGGGAGUGGAACAGGCUGGGGCAAGAGGAAAUAGACGGCAUCUGGAGACCUAUCCUGGAAUUUCCUAAUGUACAUGACGGUAAUGUGAGGUUGUUGAAAGAGAGACUCUACCUAGAGAAGUCCGGAGAUCCACUUCCUACAGAAUUCAAUGAUAUUAAAAUGGAAUCAGUGUACUCGGGGGAGUCGACAUCACUGGUGCAGAUACAGCAUUAUAGCGGAACCUACGCCUGCCACUUCGACGUGUUCUACUACCCAUUCGACAAGCAGCGGUGCUCAGUGUUACUCCAGCUCUCCUCUGUUAGGCAGGACAACGUCACCUUCACCCAGGAGGGCGCUCAAGUGGAGUACAUGGGCUUCGAAGAACUCCCGUUGUUCGUUGUCAAUAAGUUCGAAGUCGUGGCAACACAUAGGGGCGACAACGACACACGGUACAGCGUCUUGUCGGUGGAGUUUCAGCUGAGUCGACGGUGGACGGUGAUUAUGAUGAACCUUUAUUUCCCCACCAACCUGCUUCUGGCCACUGGGUACGCCACGCUCUUCCUCAGUGUGACCGACCAGGGGGACCGCAUGACCCUGAGCCUGACCACCCUACUCGUGCUCUACACACUCUUCAACAACAGCUCUGAUUCCCUCCCCGUCACCGCCUACGUCAAGAUGAUCGACAUGUGGUUUCUCUAUUGUAUCCUUCUCCUGUUUUUCAUCAUCGUCUGCCACACCGUCGUCAAGCCUAAGAUCCACCAAGUACACGAUAUCGCCAGUCCUCCAUCACUAAAGAUCACCAAGAUGUUGAAUCAAGUGCCUCCGGAGGUUCUCUUGAAAAUCGUGAGGGUGUUCGUGGUGCCCGGCUUUGUGGUACUCUUCAACACCGUCUACUGGGCAGCUCUCCUCCGCUCUCUGUCGAAAUAAGUGACGUCGCUGAGUUAUACAUCGUCUGGAAGUUAUUCAUUUUUCAUUCACGUGGACACUUCACCUCACGCCUGAUUACUGCAUAAGGAAGGGGGGAACGAGAGACGAGUCCUACAACAAGGGCAACCUCUUUUAAGAAUUACUUUUGGUCAUCGCAACGGGGUCUCAAAGUUCUCUUAAUCAGGUAGUCAGUCAGUCAGUACGUCACACAAAGUCAGUUAACCAGUCAAGCAGGCAGUCAGGCACUCAGUCAGUCUGCCACACACAGUCAGUCAGCCAGCCAGCAAAGCAUGCAGUCAAACACGAUUAGUAUUCACAGAGCUGACUCAUGUACCUGAUGAAUUAGGAAAAAAAGAACCACCCACAUACAACAGAGGAGGAGAACAACCUUGAGGAACUCCCUGAUAUCUGACCUGAUGUAUCCCAGGACUCUUGAGUUACUAGCAACCCGCAAGACACGCACACACAAAAAGGUUAGUCAUUCAGAUAGAUUAGUUUAUUCUCAUUGUACCAAGAUAAAUUGACUUUCUCAGCUGAAAUACUAUAUAAUAUGCUGUAAAUGUAUAACUCGUUGCACAGUAUAUAUACUGUAUAUUGGCCAGAGGGAAGGGGAGGUAUGUUAAGCCCAGAGCGGCGCUUAAUUCACCUCAACACGCACACCCCCCACACAGCUAACUUUGUUUCAUUGUUUUCACAGCUAUAUCUCCGCCUCUCUCUCUCUCUCUCUCUCUCUCUCUCUCUCUCUCUCUCUCUCUCUAUUCAUCUCUCUCUCUUUCUCUCCGGCC